Messenger RNA from Camelina sativa (false flax), 1360 nucleotides. Its product is annotated as F-box protein At4g00893-like. Gene Ontology annotation, molecular function: protein binding. The record is from RefSeq and is a predicted model, not a curated record. Lineage: Eukaryota; Viridiplantae; Streptophyta; Magnoliopsida; Brassicales; Brassicaceae.
UCCAAAACAACACUGUUAGAAGUUGAAAGUUGAAAGUUGAAACUGAGAGACAACAAAUCCUAAUCAAGUCUUAAGGAUGCUGCCACUGUCGUCCUCCCGUCAAAGUCCUCCGCCAUUUCCUAAAAUGGCAUCACCUUCUUCGCUGUCACCUGCCACCGUCUCACGUAGAGGAUCCAAAACUCCGAGCGAGAAGGACCUGGAUCCGAGUUUCGCCGACCUUCCAUCAGACGUCCUAGGUGUAAUAAUGUCUCGUCUUAUCUUAAAAGAUAACAUCCAUGCAUCAGCCACUUGUACGUCAUGGUGUAAAGCUGCUGUAUCUGUUCGGGUAGUGGAAAAGUAUCCUUGGCUUAUAAACUUUCCUAAAGGUGACAACUCGGUCGAACUCCUGGAUCCAUUACAGGGGAAGCUGUACAUUUUGAAUCUGCCAGAGUUACCUAAAUCCACUGUGUGUUACUCAAGAGAUGGCUGGUUACUUAUGGAUAAAACAAAAUCGCUAAACAUGUUCUUCUUCAAUCCGUAUUCCCGGGAGCUAAUAACCUUGCCAGAGUGUCUGCAUGCUUUUGAUGAGUUGGCGUUCUCUUGUCCUCCUACAUCAGAUAAUUGUGUGGUUGUGGGGAUAAGGUUCUUAGCAGAGUUAGUCGUGAUCAGCACUUGUCAUCCAGGAGCUACCGAGUGGAAAACUGAUACCAUCCCUUGUUAUCUAAGACCGUUUUAUAAUCUGAGUAACAUUGUCUAUUGCAAAGAUCGAUUCUAUUGCUUCAACGCACGAGGAACUUUGUUUAGCUUUCACCCAUCUUCCCGUACAUGGAGUUAUAUGUGUGCAGAUAAACUGGAAUGCCCGUAUCAAUAUGAUAGAGAGAAAUAUGGAUGGAGUGAGAAAGGAGUUUCUUUGAUCGAGAAGAAAGGAGAGCUUUUUGUCAUGUUUACUAGCAGCAACGAAAAUCCUCUACUUUACAAGCUAAUCUCUGGGAAGUGGGAGGAGAUGAAUCUGACUGCACUUGAUAGCUUGAACAUCUUUGUCAGUUAUUAUAACAGUGAGCUGAGAACUAAGCUCCCAUGUAUGAAGAACGAUGUCUACUUCUCAAGGUUUAGUUACAAGGGCCAACGUUGUGUAUCGUAUUCCUUCGAUGAAAGCAGGUACAAUCCGGACAAGGAAUGGCAGAGGUGGAGAGAACUAUGUCCUCCUCAAAGCAUAUGGAUCGAUUCGCCUCCUCAGGAUGUGUUAGACCUUUUGAUGAAAUAGAUAAGAAGUCAGGAUUUUGGGACUUCUCUCAUUGUUGUGUUGUUGUUUAAUUACCAGAACAGUUUCGGUCUUUGUAAAUGUCUUCUUUUUCUAAAGUUGACAGUGAACCAUUUCUGA